Messenger RNA from Fraxinus pennsylvanica, 1251 nucleotides. The record is from the annotation of a GenBank genome assembly. Lineage: Eukaryota; Viridiplantae; Streptophyta; Magnoliopsida; Lamiales; Oleaceae.
AUGCAGUGGUACGUCAUCGCUUCGCUGCUCACAAUUCUUACGAGCUCUCAGGGAAUAUUGACAACAUUAUCACAGAGUAAUGGGGGAUACAAAUAUGACUAUGCCACUGUGCCUUUUCUUUCUGAAGUUUUUAAGCUUAUUGUAUCUGCUACUCUAUUAUGGAGAGAGUGCAAGAGAUCACCUCCUCCUAAAAUGACCACGGAAUGGAAGAGUGUUCGUUUGUACCCAAUUCCAUCAACCAUAUAUCUCAUUCAUAACAAUGUUCAGUUUGCUACAUUGACAUAUGUAGAUACAUCUACGUAUCAGAUUAUGGGAAACUUGAAGAUUGUUACAACUGCAAUAUUAUUCAGGCUGUUUUUGAAAAGGAAGCUCUCUAAUUUGCAGUGGAUGGCUAUUGUUCUAUUGGCUGUUGGAACCACAACGAGCCAGGUGAAAGGCUGUGGAGAAUCAUUUUGCAACUCGCUCUUUUCGUCACCAAUUCAGGGAUACAUGUUGGGCAUAUUGUCUGCAUGUCUUUCAGCCCUCGCAGGUGUUUAUACUGAAUUCUUGAUGAAGAAGAACGACGAUAGCUUAUACUGGCAGAAUGUUCAAUUAUAUACAUUUGGUGCUAUAUUCAACCUUGCACGGCUUGUCUUGGAUGAUUUUAGAAGUGGGUUUGAGAAAGGACCAUGGUGGCAACGCCUUUUCUAUGGAUACAGUAUCACUACUUGGAUGGUAGUGUUAAAUCUGGGGUCAACAGGGCUUUUAGUAUCUUGGUUAAUGAAAUAUGCAGACAACAUUGUAAAGGUAUACUCCACAUCCAUGGCAAUGUUACUGACAAUGGUAUUAUCUGUGUUCCUUUUCGAUUUCAAGCCAACAGUGCAGCUCUUUUUGGGAAUUAUUCUCAGGAAAGUGCAGUUGAGGUUUCUGUUGAUCGAAGAACAGAUUCUCGAGCAUCUUCAUGAAAGCAAACAAUUUCUCGCAGCUCUUUUUGGAAAUAUUCACUGCAUGAUGCCGCUGCCCAUGUAUUUCACCUCUCCGUGCAUGCUUGUGGAUAUGCCAUUGACAGCAAAAGCAGCGCUAAUAGUUCGAUCAAGAUUUUCUGUUGGUCGAAGAACAGAUUCUCGAGUCUCUUCAGGAAAAUUAAGCAUUUUCUUGGUAUUUCUACUCUUAGUAGGAAAAUUAACGGCAACCUUUUGUGAUGUCUUGAAAUGUGUAGAUUUACAAUCACACUAUGUAGGAAUAGCGAAAUUAAAUUCGAAGGGAUUCUAA